AUGAUGAAAUUCGUGUCGCGUUUUCUCGUGUUGUCUCUUGUUGUCUUGACUUUUAUCCAUUUCAUUAUGUCGUACUUUACCAAUUUAAGAUGCAACGACUGGGAUUUAGACGAGGCUAUCAAUGCAUUACUCAGUGGUUGUAUAGAUAAAAACGAGGCCAUCCAAAAAGUCAAGCAGCAACUAUUGGAAUUAAUAACCAAUGUCAAUAUAAAUGCUCAAGCUAAGAAAAAGGCUGUAUAUCUUCUAAAGAAACUUCCCCCCGCAGAAAGUACAAGCUCAACCAUAGAAAAUGCAAUUAGUUACAGUAUAUAUAAUAUGAACGAUAGCAGCAAUAUCGGCAACAUUAACAAUUACAUUAAUGACUAUGGAAAGAGAGCCAACGACAUCUUUAACACUCCGGGUGGCGAAAAUACAGACUUCGUGAAUAAACUAUUAAAGACAACUAUCCCAAGCCAAGAAAACGAUGAUUUGUAUGACUUGCAAGAUAAUGAAGGUCUAGAAGACGAAGAAAAAUUACAGGAAAAUGUUAUUUUCGCGGAAGAAGACCUUGUUGAAAAAUACUCCAAGCUGAAUAGUAUAAUCAAAGAUUGGAAAGCAAAGCAAAAUUAUGAACCUUUGAUACAUAAGCAGCAGUUAUUAUACUAUAAUAUUAUCGAUACAAGCUUGAAUACCUCCCCACUGACAAAGGAAGACUUGGAUUGGAUCACAAAAAUUGAUAACAAAGUAUAUAUUCCGCUCCCACACACAGAGCCACUCGAUUUCAAUUUAAAUGAUUGUACUUCUUUUAAAAGUUUGAAAAAAUUUUAUGAUAACAAUAAGCACAAAAUACCAUAUGUCAUCAAAAAAAUAAUCAAAACUUACAUAAAUCAACGUUAUGAAGAGCACGUCAAUCUUUUCACUGAUUACAAACAAAAAGAAGACGAUUACAAGUUCCAUUUUAUCGCACCACUUUUUAAAGCACUCUUUGGAUUAAACGAAAACAUCAAGAAGGCAUGGGGGGAGUCUUCGGUUGGUAAAACAAAGGUGGAUGGACUAUUGUCUAUCGUAGAUGAUGAAGGUCUUAUAGCCAUGUUUUCUGCUGUUGAGGUUUCCGGCCCCUGGUAUUUGGUGGACAACAACCACUUUAUGAAAGACAAAAAAAAAUUAGCAAAAAAUCUGAAGUUGAUGCUGAAUGCUAUUUACAAAUUGAACAUUUCCGGUGGCUCAAAUAUCACAAAGAUCAAAAUGUAUGGGAUUCAGUUAUAUCAGAAGCAGUUUUAUAUCUACAGUCUCCAGAUGAUUUGCCCCAAGCUUUACACAUUCAAAGAAGAAUUACGAUUUGACUAUCCCACCUCCCCUGCGUUGUUCCGGUCACAGUUACCCAUAUUUUUCAAAAAUAUGUUGUUUAUGAAGAAUUGUAUCGAAUCAAGCUUGGAAAAUAUUCUUAAUUACAUGAAUGAUACUGACGCCGUCUGCUCUGGAAAUGCUUCCGAUGAACGUUUUACUGAUAGUCCAAAUGAUUCACCUCAAAAAAAUAAAAAUUAAUGCUGGUCUUCUCACUUAUGCUGGUAUUUGUAUAUUUUUCCUUUACUUUAAAUUAGCUUACCAUCAGACAUGAUACCAUUGCUUUUUAACUUGUGUUGGUGUGUGAUCGAGAAUAUUUAAAAGUGAAGUUCAAAUAAAAAUGUUUUAUUCCCCCCCCCCCCCCAAAGAAAAAAUUAUUGUAAGGCAAUUGCAAAAUACCUCUGGCU
Messenger RNA from Mucor mucedo, 1730 nucleotides. RefSeq lists its product as uncharacterized. NCBI's taxonomy places the organism in Eukaryota, Fungi, Mucoromycota, Mucoromycetes, Mucorales, Mucoraceae. The transcript has 3 exons. The record is from RefSeq and is a predicted model, not a curated record. Bases 1 to 1524 code for a protein of 507 amino acids.